UUGCGCAUGCGCACAGGAGGCCAUGUUGUUGUAGUUCGGUGGGACUGGACCGUCAUAUCCCUCCGUUACUGUAUGUCUCUGCGAUAAUCACCCCCUCCCGUUUUUGACAUCAGGGACACGUAAAUAAAUCGGAGGGUGCAAACGGUGACUCGCACAAUGAAUUUAAGCCUGGAUCUGUCGCGCAGAAACCCUCAGGAGGACUUUGAGCUGAUCCAGAGGAUCGGGAGCGGAACCUAUGGGGAUGUGUACAAGGCUCGUAAUGUCAACACUGGGGAACUGGCUGCUAUCAAAGUCAUCAAACUAGAGCCAGGAGAGGACUUUGACGUGGUGCAGCAGGAGAUUAUUAUGAUGAAAGAUUGUAAACACUCAAACAUUGUUGCAUAUUUUGGCAGUUACCUCAGGAGAGAUAAAUUAUGGAUCAGCAUGGAAUACUGUGGUGGAGGCUCACUCCAGGAUAUUUACCAUGUUACCGGGCCGUUGUCAGAAUCCCAGAUUGCAUAUGUUUGUCGGGAGACCCUGCAGGAAAUUAAGGAUGAGUAA
Messenger RNA from Sinocyclocheilus grahami, 540 nucleotides. RefSeq names its product mitogen-activated protein kinase kinase kinase kinase 3-like. Gene Ontology annotation, biological process: protein phosphorylation; intracellular signal transduction. Lineage: Eukaryota; Metazoa; Chordata; Actinopteri; Cypriniformes; Cyprinidae. Bases 157 to 540 code for a protein of 127 amino acids. Gene Ontology annotation, molecular function: MAP kinase kinase kinase kinase activity; ATP binding. The transcript is spliced from 6 exons. The record is from RefSeq and is a predicted model, not a curated record. Gene Ontology annotation, cellular component: cytoplasm.